AUGAAGUGGGAUCCAGAAUCCCGGCAACAGGUGGAGUCGGGCCAGAUUCCACUGAAGCACUCCAAAGUGCUGGAACUUCUGGAUAUACGUCGACGCAGCCUCCCGCAGGUGAACGUCCUGCAGAGGUUCCAUUCGACGAGGCCCAUGGCCGAGACCUACCAAUCCCCGGUGCUCCCCUUUCUGAUGAGCGUGGGGAUCCGCUCGGCAGCCGUGGACGCGGCCUACGACGCUUUUUCGGACCUGGUGGGGUGCUCUGCCCUUCGGGUCAUAGGCCUUCGGCAUCGGCAGGAGCGCAUCGAUCGUCAGCCUCUGGCGCGGGUUCUGGCAACGACGUUCCAGAACUCAAGCAUAUGCGACUGGAAGCGGCGCGAGGAUCAGCAGAGCAAGCCGGCGCCGGCCCAGGAGGAGGAGGCGAAGUCGUAG
This is a messenger RNA of Symbiodinium necroappetens, 423 nucleotides long. The record is from the annotation of a GenBank genome assembly. Lineage: Eukaryota; Dinophyceae; Suessiales; Symbiodiniaceae.